ACCCAUGCAGGCAGAAAUAGAAACGCAGGGAGUGAAAAGAGCCACAAAAAGCACAAGAAAAUAGGCAAAGAUUUCUCAGAUUCCAAUUUCUGAGCGUAACGAUGAUUGUCGCUUCCAUUCAUCCUUCAUUCCAUCACAUCAAUAUCAAUUUCUCUAACGCCGAUCGAUUAAUUCUCUCUAUCGACGCCGAUCACUUUUCACACAUACAUUUCUGUUACCGGCGGUCGUGCAAUUCCGGCGAUUUUUUUUUUCAUAUCUGGAAUUUCACUAUUUUUUCCGACCUGUUACUUCAUUUUCUUCUCUCAAUGCCUAUCUACACGAGACGAAAAUUUUGAUUUAGCUUUUCUCGGAUAUAAAUGGGAAUUCCAGUAAAUAUUACUGUAGGUUCUCAUGUGUGGAUUGAGGAUCCAUCAGUUUCCUGGAUUGAUGCACAAGUAUUAGAGGUUAAUGGCCAGGAAGUUCAGGUUCAGACAUCCGAUGGGAGGACGGUUGUAGCAACUUUAUCAAAAACUUACCCCAAGGAUGAAGAUGCUCCUGAUGGAGGAGUGGAUGACAUGACUGAACUUUCAUAUUUACAUGAGCCUGGAGUCUUGCAUAAUUUGGCAACAAGAUAUCAACUCAAUGAAAUCUAUACUUAUACUGGAAGUAUUCUUAUAGCAAUUAAUCCGUUCCAAAAACUGCCUGAUUUGUAUGAUGGCCACAUGAUGUCAAAAUACAAAGGAGUAGCACUUGGUAAACUAAGUCCUCAUGUCUUCGCUAUAGCUGAUACUGCUUACAGGGCAAUGAUCAACGAGGGUAGAAGCAAUUCUAUAUUGGUUAGUGGUGAAAGUGGUGCUGGUAAGACUGAAACAACUAAAAUGCUUAUGCAAUAUCUUGCCUAUUUGGGCGGCCAUAAAGGCAGUCAAAAGCGGACUGUGGAACAGCAAGUACUGGAGUCAAAUCCUGUACUUGAAGCAUUUGGCAAUGCCAAAACGGUUAGAAAUAACAACUCAAGCCGUUUCGGUAAAUUUGUGGAGAUUCAGUUUGACAAGAAUGGAAGAAUAUCUGGUGCAGCAAUUAGAACUUAUCUUCUUGAAAGAUCUCGAGUUUGCCAAGUUUCAGACCCUGAACGGAACUACCAUUGUUUUUACCUUCUAUGUGCAGCACCACAGGAGGAGAUCAAAAGGUACAAGUUGGGGGAUCCCAAAUCAUUUCGCUAUCUCAAUCAAUCAAACUGCUAUGAACUAGUAGGUGUUAAUGAUGCUCAUGAAUAUCUUGAGAUAAGGAGGGCAAUGGAUAUUGUUGGAAUUAGCGGGAAAGAGCAGGAGGCAAUUUUUAGUGUUGUGGCUUCUGUUCUUCAUCUUGGUAAUAUAGAAUUCGCAAAGGCAAAUGAAUGUGAUUCAUCUGUUGUGAAAGAUGAAAAAUCUAGGUUUCAUCUUCAAACUACUGCAGAGCUUCUGAUGUGCGAUGUUACUGCACUGGAGGAUGCCCUACUGAGACGUGUAAUGGUCACUCCUGAAGAAGUUAUAAAGAGAAGUCUUGAUCCUGAAGCUGCAGCAGUAAGCAGAGAUGGGCUAGCUAAAACAAUAUAUUCACGCUUAUUCGACUGGUUGGUGGACAAAAUAAAUAAUUCAAUUGGACAAGAUGCUACCUCAAAAUCUCUAAUUGGUGUUCUUGACAUUUAUGGUUUUGAAAGUUUCAAAAGUAAUAGUUUUGAGCAAUUCUGCAUUAAUUAUACUAAUGAGAAGCUGCAGCAACAUUUUAACCAGCACAUGUUCAAGAUGGAGCAGGAGGAAUACAACAAGGAAGAGAUUGAUUGGAGCUAUAUAGAAUUUGUAGACAACCAGGAUGUUCUAGAUCUUAUUGAAAAGAAACCUGGAGGCAUCAUUGCUCUUCUUGAUGAAGCCUGUAUGUUUCCCAAGUCAACUCAUGAAACGUUCUCACAAAAGCUUUAUCAGAUAUUCAAGACCAAUAAACGCUUUGUCAAACCAAAAUUGUCCCGCACUGAUUUUACCAUUGCUCAUUAUGCUGGAGAGGUUCAAUACCAGUCUGAUCAGUUUUUGGAUAAGAACAAAGACUAUGUUGUUCCUGAGCAUCAGGAUCUGUUAAGUGCUUCUAAGUGCCCAUUUGUAGUGGACCUUUUUCCUCCUGUUGCCGAGGAUUCAACUAAAUCUUCAUCCAAAUCUUCCAAGUUCUCAUCCAUUGGUUCUCGUUUCAAGUUACAACUCCAAUCAUUGAUGGAAACUUUAAAUUCUACAGAACCUCAUUACAUCAGAUGUGUGAAGCCUAACAAUCUUUUGAAACCUGCAAUAUUUGAGAACGUUAACAUUAUGCAGCAGCUACGUUGUGGUGGCGUUCUAGAGGCAAUUAGAAUUAGUUGUGCUGGCUAUCCUACGCAUAAGACAUUUUCUGAGUUUAUGAAUCGAUUUGGUCUUCUUGCUCCAGACAUCUUGGCGGAACCGGCUGAUGAACAGGUUGCGUGUGAAAAGAUAUUAAAAAAGACAGGCCUUGCUGGGUAUCAGAUUGGAAAAACAAAGGUUUUUCUGAGAGCAGGGCAGAUGGCCGAGUUAGAUGCACACAGAGCACUAAAACUAACCGGUGCAGUUAAGACAAUACAAAAGGAAAGUAGAUGUCAUAUUUCCAGGAGAAAUUAUGUCUCUUUGCAGAAGGCUGCAAUUUGCUUACAAUCCUUGUGUCGAGCAAGGUUUGCUUUCAAACUGUAUGUUACCUUGAAAAGAGAAGCUGCUUCUCUCAGAAUCCAGACAAAGUUACGCGGAUACUUGGCCAGAAAAUCCUACAAAAAACUUAAAUUAGCCGUCGUUGCACUACAGACUGGAAUUCGAGUGGCAGCUGCACGAGCUAAGUUCAGAUAUAUAAAACAAACCAGAGGAGCUUUGAUUAUACAGGCCUAUGAGCGCCGUCACAAAGUCUUUUCAUACUAUAAGAAGCUCAUAUGGGCAUCAAUUUUCACACAAUGCAGAUGGAGAAGACUUGUUGCAAGGAGGGAGCUUCACAAACUAAAGAUGGCUUCAAAAGAAACAGGAGCACUUAAAGAGGCAAAGGAUAAGCUUGAAAAACAGGUUGAAGAACUUAGAUUGCAGUUGCAGUUGGAGAAACGUCAAAGGAUAGACUUGGAAGAGGCAAAGGAUCAGGAAAUAGCAAAAUUGCAGCAUUCAUUGCGAGACAUGCAAAGCAAACUGAGUGAAACAACUACACUGCCCAUCAGGGAACAGGAGGCUGCUCCAAAAGCAGUUGAAGGUGACUCUUCGAUUGUUGAAAAGAAACCACUUCCAGUUGAGGAUGAAGAAAGCAUUGAAGCUUUGACUACAGAAGUGAAAAAUUUAAAGGUGUUAUAUCAAAAAGAAAAGCAACGUGCUGAUGACGCUGAAAAGAAAUGUGCUGAAGCUCAAGAAUCAAGUAAAGAGAAGUGCCGGAAGUUGGAAGAAACUGAAAGAAAAGUUCAACAACUUCAGGAUUCAGUUAACAGGAUGAUUUACAGCAUAUCAGACCAGUUCUCAGAGCUGAAAAUGAUAUUACAUCCCUCCUCCAGCCAGAAUUCAGCUUCAGGACUCAUUUCUAGAGGUUAUCCGGAUGAUGCUACAUCUGCUUCAGCUGAUGCUACGUCUACCAACUCUGAUUUCACAUUUCCAGUUCCUGGUUCAGCUCCAGCCCAAUUUUCUUCCCCAGAUCCUCGUGCUUUCCAGCUUAUAGUUCAAGAUCUGGCCGCAGGUGAAAUCUCAGGUUCUGGAAACUGGGAAAAUGAUCGAGAGGGGAAUUUUGAUGACUUUUUCUGAAGGAAAACACUCUUCAAUUUGUUAUAUCUCUGUACACACUACAAAGAUGCUAGCCCUAGAUGGAUAGCUUAUUGGGCUUUAGCAGCAUCUCAACCAGAUCUAAACAGAUAUCUUUGUACAGUAACAUUCAGAUAUACAAGAGCUGUUCUGCAAGCCUGUUGCUUUCCAUGAGUUAGAGCCACUGCCUUUGGAUGCAAAGCUCUUAAAUACCCUACGUUUUAUGGCUCCAAAUUUCAUUUUCCUUCUUUUUCAACUGAAAUCUUCGCUGAAGAAAGACACUUCUCCCCCUCCCCCACCAGUACCAGUGGCAGGCAUUCCAUAAAGCAGCGUUGUCUCAUUACCUUAUCUCAGGUUGACGAAAAGCUGACCGACCUAGAUUCGGAAAAGAAUCAGCAGGCUCUGUCAAUGGCUCAGAACAAUAGAUGCUGUUUGGCUGCUCCAGAUUGAUUGUUCAGAGGUGUGGAAGCAGAAAUGCUAACAGAGUAAUUCAAAGGCUUGCAGAUUACAUUGUCCUUCGAGUAUUUUGCUUACUUGUUCUAUCGGUAAACUAAGAACUGGAAUUUAUAACGUGAUCAGCAUAACACAAUACUGAAUUCAAGUGUAAAUUCAGAGGUCGAGGGAAGACUGCAAAAAUCACUUAACGAGAAAAAGGAGUACCAGGACUUGCUCAUAACCUGUAUUACACUGCACCUUGACUUCUUUGAGGAGAGAUCUGGUCGUUCUUGCACUAUCUGCAAGUGCCCUAUGCAAAAGCUAUCAACUGAAGUUGAGAGGCCCAGUAUAUUUGAAAGCACAAUACAAUGGAUCUGCAAGCUAUUGAGUUGUUAACGCCUUGAUUAGCUGAUACAUCCGCUCUGUUGGUGCUGCUGGAACAUACGUUAGAAGCUGGUGUAUGAUGGGUAAUACCCUGCAGGCAGUCACACUGACUACUCUAUUCCAUAGAAGGAAACAGAGCUAUCAGGGAACCCCUCAAGGAGUUAAAUCUUUCUCCCAUUGAUGGUGAUUCAGCUGGCGUACCGGAUACGCUGAUUCCAGGCUUCGAGAUUAUCCAGACCAGGAAUUUGGAGUGCUCACUGGCAACAUGUCAAGAGCCUUGCCAUCUAUCUGAACAUGCUGAAUCCAAUCAUUUUGGAACAUUGUUUUCAAUACAAUAUGAAGGGCAGUUUUGAAUUCUGCUACUGCACUCUUACAAAGACACCAAAUUACCUCUGAUUAGAAUGCAAUAUCAUCUAUCUGAAGGCGACCUUGCCAAUUUGCAUCAGUGUACCUUCAAUCUUCUUCUAGGAAAUGGUUUAUUGCUGACAAGUUGCAAACUGUGGGGAGACUAGAGAAAGAACACUAAGAAAAGUUUUGCUACAAUUUUUCACAGUGGCAGUAACACUCAGCAUAUUUGCAGCAGAAUCAAAUCAAAAAGUUCAAUAAGCAACCACUCAACUACAUCUGUAUCCAAAACUAGUUGAAAUUAAUUUUAUUAAAUCCUCUGUAUAUGUUUAGAGGAUUCACCAUAAUUUAAUUAUUUUUACGCUGGCUAUCAACCUACUUCACCCGUCAUCCUCUCUCUUUAUCUCUAGCUUAUGAAAAUCAAUCAGCGUAACAUUGCAUAUGGUAAAUUUUGUCGAAGAAUCAAACCUUGAACAAUACCUUAGAACGAUUUAAGUUACUUUAUUGUCAGUAUAAAAAAUGUUGCACUGUAAGUGUAAUUUAACCUGUUAUAAUAAUAUGUUAUUUGCAAUUACCCAACACUUUCUGUUUAAAUAACCUGAUUAUGUGAAUUGGCUGCACUGCUACUAAUUCAUAAAACUCAAAUGCCAUUCGAAAACCAGAAGAACUGCAGCUUUGUUCAUUUUGUCUUUUCAUUCUUUUCAACUACUUCAAAUUCUUUUUGUCAAGGGAAAGCACAUCAUACGAUAAAAUGUUAAUCCACAAACUUCAGACACAAUAAUAACAUAAGACCAAGUCAAAGUGUUUAGAUUUAGAUGAAUAAGAACAAAGAGCUUCGACAGAAUUUAAUUUAUAGGAUAAUAUAUUCUUGCUUCUUAAAGUGUCUUAUACAGAAUAAAUUUUUCGAAUCCCCAACUAAAAAGUUUUAGUACAAGUUAACUAUGAAGUACGCAGCCUUGAUUUGAAACUCUACAUGAUUAUAAUUUUCAUAAUCAUUUGCUAAGAAUAGACAGCAUGUUUUGUUUAGGCUAAAUAUGUCAUAUGUGAGCACUUGCUAAUUAUGAAUA
Capsicum annuum is the source of this 6001-nucleotide messenger RNA. RefSeq names its product myosin-11. The coding region runs from base 357 to 3773 and encodes 1138 amino acids. Gene Ontology annotation, cellular component: vesicle; myosin complex; actin cytoskeleton. Gene Ontology annotation, molecular function: microfilament motor activity; ATP binding; actin filament binding. The record is from RefSeq and is a predicted model, not a curated record. Gene Ontology annotation, biological process: vesicle transport along actin filament; actin filament organization. The transcript has 35 exons. Lineage: Eukaryota; Viridiplantae; Streptophyta; Magnoliopsida; Solanales; Solanaceae.